AUGUUUUUGAAUGCAAACCUUUUUGCUAUUCUUCUAUACACACAGGCUGCUAGAAAUUGUCUGGUUGGUGAUAGGAAUAUUGUUAAAGUUGCUGGCUUUGGUUCAGCAAGAUAUGUUCCUGAUAAUGAAUAUACAGCAUCUGAAGGUACAGAGUUUGCUGUAAAGUGGAUAGCUCCUGAAGUCAUCACUCAUGCUAGAUAUAGCAGCAAAUCAGAUGUUUGGUCAUAUGGUAUUUUGUUGUGGGAGUUGUGGACUGGUGGUAAAACUCCUUACCCAGCCUUUACUAAUCCUCAAGUAUUAGAUGAAGUUUUAAGAGGAUAUCGAUUAGAAAAGCCUAAAUUAUGCCCUUCUAAAAUUUAUGAUUUAAUGAAAAGGAGUUGGCAGACG
Messenger RNA from Amphimedon queenslandica, 387 nucleotides. RefSeq names its product tyrosine-protein kinase Btk29A-like. Gene Ontology annotation, biological process: positive regulation of kinase activity; protein phosphorylation; multicellular organism development. The annotation marks the transcript as partial. The record is from RefSeq and is a predicted model, not a curated record. Gene Ontology annotation, cellular component: plasma membrane; signaling receptor complex. Gene Ontology annotation, molecular function: transmembrane receptor protein tyrosine kinase activity; ATP binding. Lineage: Eukaryota; Metazoa; Porifera; Demospongiae; Haplosclerida; Niphatidae. The transcript is spliced from 4 exons.